Messenger RNA from Acanthoscelides obtectus, 688 nucleotides. Lineage: Eukaryota; Metazoa; Arthropoda; Insecta; Coleoptera; Chrysomelidae. The record is from the annotation of a GenBank genome assembly.
AUUAAGAAUGGGCAAGAACAAGUAUUUACCGGAAGAGUUGCGACUUAAAGUUGUUGAGUUGAAAAGACAGGUUGUAAAGCAAUGUAGUAUUGCAAGAAAUUUAGACUUAAGUGAGGGUUUCGUUUCAGAAAUUCUAAAAAAGUUUCAGUUACUAGGAAACAUUACUAAUAGGUCAAAGUCAGGUCGUCCUAGAAAAACUACCCUCUAUGUCCAUAAGGGCAUUAAAACAGUUUCGAUAGCUGAUCCGUAUAAGUCAUUCGUCCAAAUGAAUGCAGACAUUCGUCAAUAUUUCAACACAGACAUAACGGCCCGAAGAUGUCUCUGUGAAGUUAGGUUGUUUGGAAUAUUUGCUGUCAAAAACCGUUUCUGUCUAAAGAGAAUCGAAAAAAAAUCAGAGACUUUUAAAUUGGACACCUAAAAACUGGAGUACGGUGCUUUGGAGUGACGAAAGCAAAUUUAAAAUAUUUGGUGCUGAUGGAAGAUCGUUUGCCUGGAACGGGUCCGGUACUGAAAAUAUCUGGGAAAAUGGAUCGCUUUAUGUACCGCGACAUAUUACAUAAUACUAUGUUACCCUAUGCCGAAGAAAAAAUGCAGCUGUUGUGGAGAAAUCAACAAGAUACGAACACGACCCGAAACAUUCAUCCCAUUUAGUAAAAAAAUGUUUUUUAGAGAAAAGCGUUGAUUUGCU